Messenger RNA from Morchella sextelata, 837 nucleotides. RefSeq lists its product as uncharacterized. The record is from RefSeq and is a predicted model, not a curated record. The coding region runs from base 1 to 837 and encodes 278 amino acids. NCBI's taxonomy places the organism in Eukaryota, Fungi, Ascomycota, Pezizomycetes, Pezizales, Morchellaceae. The transcript has a single exon.
AUGCUCCCCAAAUUUAUUCUCCCGCUGCUAGUAUCUCUAGCGCUCGCCCUACCUGCCGAGUACUUCCCCGACCUCGACACCACCAGCAUCACCCCCACCACCGAACUCCACCCUCCCGCCGGCGCCGGCGCCUCCGCCUCCUCAUCCUCCCACUGCAAACUCACCUACACCGUCACCUACAACGACGCCUGGGGCCCGAUCUUCACCGAGAACCGCUACACCUGCGACUUCUCCAAGUCCUCCCACCACUCCGACACCCACUCCCCCCCCUCUCCCGCCCCCUUCCGCGUCCCCGCCCCCUACUCCCACCCCGCCGGCAACCACACCACCGACCCGCGCAUCGCCCCCGCACCCCCGCGCCCCAUCACCUACACCCAGUACCUGCACUCCUCGCUCUCCAAACACACCAUCACGCGCUACGGCUGCACCCCGCUCCCGGACAGCAAGCCCCUCUCACGCAACAAAUACUCCAAUCUCUUCUGGGGCAUCCAGCAGCUCCCCAACCAAUCCUGCCUGGCGCCCGGCGAAGCCGCCGAGUUCGUCGACCUCUACGACCGCGACUGGACCGCCGAUUGGCGCUUCACCAGCGUAAACCGUGGGGACAGCAGGGUGUGUGAUUGGUAUGGGGAGCUGGCGAAUGUGGCGCGGGCGCUGCAUUACUUCUGCUUCCAUACGCUGAGGCGGGCGGCGGAGGAGGAGUUUGCUGGUGGGGAGGAGAUUGUCGCGUAUGGGAGGGGGGAAAAGGGGGAGGAGGAGGAAGGGAUGAGGUGGUGUAUGAGGUACUCAAAGAAGGGGUGGGGGGUGGGCGUGUUUGAGGAGAAGUGCUUGGGGGCUUGA